GUCGUGCAGGUUCUCACUCAGACCACGGGCAACAGACAACCCAUCCGAAAGGUUCUUAGCACACUACGUUCGUACAAUAAAGCAAACAUGGCCAGCACUUUGUCUCGCACUCUUCCCCGCCUCGUCUCUUCCCUAUACACCACGCCCAUCCUCAGCCGCCCACGCUCUCACAAGGCCCUCGCCAGGACCAUCACCAGCUUCCAUGGGCUGCAGGGCCUCGCGCAGCCAUGGCGGGUGCCGACGGAAGAGGCUCCUGAGCUGGUGGAGAGCGGGGAACUGGCGCUGCACUUGGAGGCCCUCCAGCGGUGGCACGACGAGGCCGACCUCUUAAGGGAAGCGAGAGUCCUUCCUCCAGGCGUUGACGACCAGAUCAACCUCGAGGCAGAGACUCGAGGCCAAGUCAAGGACCUCAUGGAGACUCUGAUUGAGGAGGAAAUCCUGGACGUCCGUCGGGGUUGGGUCCUCGCCUCCAACUUUUAAUGCUUUCCAUAUUUCCCGACUGUUCACUCCCAAGAAGGAAGCUGAACACAGCUUGCUGUUUAAGCCACAACGAGGGCUCUCCCUCGAGGCCUCUGGCUACGAGCGACGACGAAGGCGCUGUGACGCUGGACGAGGGAUUCACUCCCUGGUCUCACCUGUACCUUGAAUGCGGAGUUUUAGGAUACGUGACUGUAACUCUUUUCUGAGUUACUGAUGAAAUGUUUCAUGUUGACAAGGACAUAUCCCUAUAUAAUGUUUGUGACAACAACCCACGUUUAAAAAUAACAGGGUUGCCAAUAGAGGAUCUGUUUUGAUACUUAUAUGACUGUGAUAUUCUGUCGUUAUUGAAGAAAUUCACUCAUUUGAUCAAUAAAAUAUGUUUA
Molecule: messenger RNA, 863 nt
Organism: Penaeus monodon (black tiger shrimp)
Lineage: Eukaryota; Metazoa; Arthropoda; Malacostraca; Decapoda; Penaeidae
Exons: 3
Coding region: 88-480 (130 amino acids)
Source: RefSeq, a predicted model, not a curated record